AUGAAAAAACAUAAGAAAAGAGACCGGUCAUCAAGUAGUGAUGACGAGCUAUCGAAAAAAGAAUUACUAAGAAGAAUUCAUAAGUUGGAACGAUCCCAAGAAAGACGAAGGUCACGUUCCCCUACAUACUCUAGUAAGCGCCAUCGGCGUUCGGAGUCGAGCGUGCGUUCUCGCUCUCGCCGACUGGAAUCAGGUGACCGACGCAGGCUAACUCGCUCUCCCACACAGACGCGAAAGGUCGAUUCUUCCCCGUCGCGCCAUCGACAGCGCUCAUGGGUGGAGCGGGGAGAGCUUUCCAGCUGUUCCUGCGAUAGAAGUCGAUUCUCUAGUCGAUCCGUCGAGACUGUCGAGAGCACAGGGACGCAUUCAGCCCGUCGGCGCCGAAGUUUUUCUGCAGAGCGAUACUCGUACGUAUCGACGAAUGCAGACGCAACCAACAAUGAGGGAUUCAACUUGCAUGUUGAAAACCUUGUACGACCAAACAGUCCAGACAAUAUUACAGCAGAAGGAGGCCAUUCUCCGUCACUAAUAAUAAAUAAUGACGUUGAGCUAGGCGACGAUUUUUUGGCCAUUUUAGGAAGCGAUCCAAAGGAAUGUGGAAAGUCAACUUUCCAACUUCAUAAGGCCAUAUCCUCGCGAUGGGAUCAUAUAUUGUCUAAUGGCUUAUCGGACGAGGACAAACGGGUUUUAAAUGACCGUCACAAAAUACCAGAGAAUUUACCCUUGUUAGUGCCACCUGAGGUUAACGCUGAAAUAUUGGCAAUUAUGUCAGCGCUUCAUAAAAAGAGAGAUUCUGGUUACUCGGCAAUUCAAAAUCAGAUUUCUCAUGCUCUUUCAGCUCUUGGACAGGGCCUUAAAAUAAUUCUUGAAGAGGGCAAUAAUUUUCCCAAGGAAUUAAAGGAAAAUUUGAUGACUCCUCUUUGGGAUUCAGGUAAAAUUUUAACCAAUUUAUUUUUUAGCCUAUCGCAAACUAGACGUACCUUGAUUUCUCAAACUGUAAACAGACAGGUGAAAGAUAUUAUAGAAAAAUCUGUUCCUGACACCUCCUUGUUUGGUUUGGAUUUCGGGGAAAAAAUUAAAUCUGCCCGAAUGCUGGAAAAGACAAUGGCGAAAGAAGAGGAGGGAGGAGAUCAAUUCCGGAAAACCGAUAUCGCCCAGGUCGUCCAGGGAGGGGGACGAAACCUUACAAGGGCCAACAUUCCUCGAGACACGAGAAGUUCUAUUCCAGGAAAAACAAGUAAUUCCGCUCACAACACAAGAUGGCGAAGAACCUUACCCUGGUUGCAGCAAAAUUAUCUGGAAUGCAUUACUGCUGAAAAAUUACCCAGAAAAUACAUUACGAACCGUACUUCAAUCAUUAUCAGCUGGAACGCUUAAACAGUACAAUUCCACCUAUAAACUUUGGUGGGGUUUUUGCCAAAAACAUUAUCUUUCUGUUUACAAAUCCGGGUUACUCGACCACCUUACAAGUGCGCAUCGAAACAAACAAUUAGCAAAUGGGUCAAAGAAUUAUUGGCGCGUGCCGGCGUUAAUACAGAAGAGUUUCGCGCCCAUUCUACUAGACAUGCGUCUACGUCAGCCGCGAGAAGAAAAGGAAUUUCUUUGGAUCUCAUUCGCCAGACUGCAGGCUGGUCAGAAGAUUCCUCUACGUUUGCAAGAUUUUAUAAUCGUCCUGUUAUAG
Messenger RNA from Ceutorhynchus assimilis (cabbage seed weevil), 1681 nucleotides. Lineage: Eukaryota; Metazoa; Arthropoda; Insecta; Coleoptera; Curculionidae. The record is from the annotation of a GenBank genome assembly.